AUGUGUUACUUCACCAGGAGAGGUCGAGGUGCAAGUGAGAAGACAGGAGCGGUAGCGGGUUCACCAAGUGGUCCCCGGCUUCGAGGCUAUGAGCGGAACAGAAGUAAGCUGUUUACCGAUAACCGAAUAAAAGUGUUACGAACUCGACCAACUGCCCUUCGUCUGCCAGCCCUCGCCAGCCAGUGCAGCGCCCAAGAGCUGGUUAGGGUUCUCAACGACCUCUUUGCCCGCUUCGAUCGCCUCGCUAGUCGUGAAGGCACAAAGUUAGCAAAAUAUGCAAAUUUGCACGGUGAAGCUGUCUUACCUGCAAUCCGCUUGGAAUGUGGAUUAGAAGCCUCCACUAUCCGCUCUCCGGGGAGUUGGGCGAUCCACUUGUCUCAGCGGUGGAUUGUGAGGAUCUGCCUUCUGUGUGGAUGCCCCAACGCUCCUUGGCAACGAGACGUGCAGUCACCAGAAAGAGAACUAAUCCUUCGAACUAGCGAUACGACUUCCUGGAAAUUGGACUGCCCUGGUGUCGUUCAGGGUAUUUGGGCAUUUAAAUCUGACUUUGCAGGCGGUUCCCUUCAACGAAUUUCACUGGAUUGGGUAUAUAAUGCACUCAGAUGUUUCGCCAGAAGGCCCUCCGCAGUGUCGCCAUCACCAGCUCCACGCCGCGUAUCUGGGCGUCGAUUCCGUCCCCGCUUCGUUCUACUGGAGGCCGAACGCGCUGGCCACAGGCUUGAGCGCGACGGGGAAGGACUUACACAACGCAGGCUUGGCGAAGGACUCGGGUACUGGAAGGAUGUCAACUUCGGUUCCGAUCCCGGCGGCCGCCCGUGUCGAGUCUACAGCAAACGUCUGAACCUGAGUUCUCCAUGCUCUCAAACACUCACGAGUGAAGAUUAUAUAACAUUUAAGAGUAUUGAUAAGGAUGUCGUCACCAGGACAAGUUACUUUGCCUUGAACUGCAGUGGCAUCCCAGACGAAACCGUCGCCGGGACUCCAACGGAGGACUCUUGGCCUGUGUCUGCGAUCGUCGGCACCGCCGUCCUGGUCGUCAUCGUCGUUGGUGUAGUUGUCUUCGCCGUCGUCUUGGUCGUAAAGCUGAGAAAGUCCAGGUCGUCGAGAAAGACCGCGAUUCCUGCCGACGACCUGCACGAACCCCCGCCGCGAUGCCGAUCGAAAGGACGAGCACGGCUAUUGCUACAUCGACUAAGAGCGAAAAGGCUAAUGUGUCUUUUUACUAUCUGUUCCGUUUCAUCAGUAUAGCAUGUCAGUAUUUGUUUCAUGCCUUUAUGUUUUUGUAACUGCUAUUAUCAUUUGACUCAGUUCUAUCAUGUUGCUAACACUAAUAUUACAAUUAAUUGUAGUACUUCUCAACAUUAUAUUGUAAUAACAAUGCCAUUUUAACAUCACCAUCAUUGAUUGUAAACAUUAAUGAUAUUUUUCAUUGCUGAUUGCCAUCAGAAUUACAUUAAAACUCUAUUCCAUGAUGAUAGCCAUUUCCAUAGUAUAAGCAAGGACGGACGUUGUAAGCAAGUAAAGUAUGUUAAAAUGCAUUCUAAGACAAAAUGUUAAAGGUUAAGAAACACGUCUCUGCUCUCACUUUUAAUAAAACUUUCCAUAGUCA
Molecule: messenger RNA, 1609 nt
Organism: Penaeus vannamei (Pacific white shrimp)
Lineage: Eukaryota; Metazoa; Arthropoda; Malacostraca; Decapoda; Penaeidae
Source: RefSeq, a predicted model, not a curated record